Messenger RNA from Effrenium voratum, 2085 nucleotides. The record is from the annotation of a GenBank genome assembly. NCBI's taxonomy places the organism in Eukaryota, Dinophyceae, Suessiales, Symbiodiniaceae.
GCAGGACGGCUCUGAAUGGGGGGGCAGAGUUGCAAAACCAAGCGGACAGUCUCAUUGAGAGGGCGUGCCACGAUAUUCCGCGAGCUGCGACGCUAAAGCUGGCGGAAGGGGCGGGGAGAUGCAGGCCACACGUCCCACGAGGCCGAGUAGGCCGAAUAGGACCUCCUUGCCGGAGGCUGUGAGGCAGAAGCUGAUGGAGAUAAAAGGCAAGAUCAACCAAGUGGUGGGCUCUUCUCGUGACGAGCCAUCCCAUGGAUCCCACGGAUCCCAUGGUGGCCGAGCCACGCCCUUGAAACGGGCAGCUUCAGCAGGCCCCCGCCCAGGUGCUGUCACUCCACCUCCGCCGUCCAGGCCACACACUGCUUCCUCGACUCGGUCGGCACAAGCGAGAGAGUUGGGCCGCCCGGCCUCAGCGCAGUACAUCCCUCGCCCUCAGUCAGCUCGCCCCCAGUCAGCUCGCCCCCAGUCAGCUCGUCCGCGGGUCGAGGUGCAGGAGCCCAAGCUACACACGGACUUCCAGGGCUUGUUGGAGCUGAUCGGUGCAAAGGCAGCUGCGCGGUUUUCAUCGAUGCAGCAAUGCUUCAGAAUGUUGGACCUGGACCACAAUGGCCGGGUGGAGAUCGGCGAGAUCAAAGAGCUUCUGCGUAUUUUCCACCUUCCAGAGGAGGCCGCGGACCAGUUCUUUUGCUACUUGGACCCGGAGAAGACCGGCUCGCUGGACUUUCAGGUGGUGGCAGACGUGAUAGGUCAGUUCAUCAAGCCUGGCUACAGGAACAGCGUCGUACACCGCAGCCCUGCCCCUCAAGCAGACGAAGAUGGAACCUCAAAGGUGCUGCCGCGCUUCGCUCAUGUUCAGGUGACAGGGGGUGAGGUCGACUUGAAGCAGCUUGCAGAGAUUGUUGGAUCAAAGGCUCGCGCCAAGUUUGCUAACACGCGCAAUGUCUUCCGCGGCCUGGACGAAGCCAGGAACGGAUUUGUCACACGCCCUGAAUGCAUCCGUUUCAUGGAGACCUAUGGCUACCCAUCCUGUGUCGGCGAGCAGGCCUACAACACCCUGCUCCACGAGGGCCAACACCAGGUUGACUUCUCCACAUUCGUGCGAUUCUUUGGGCCGUACAUCCACCCACGGUUUGAAGAAUUGGCGCAGCAGCAUGAGAAGCGUCACCCCGCACCGGCCGCCCCGGUGGCUCGAGCUGCGACGCCUGCGUCGGCGCGCUCGGUGUCCCGGAGGCCUCCGACACCAGGUCCAGGUCGCGCACGCAGUGCUCGCAGUGCGGCCAGUGCACGCAGAGCCUCUGAAGCACGCCCAGUCGCUGGACAGCCUCCACAAUCUCCACUCAAGGUGGAGGGAAGCACUGUGGCAAAGGAAAACGAGCGUUAUGAGUACUUCAGCGAUGCUGGCUCUACCUCUGCGGGCGCCAGCGCUGGAUCAUGCCUAUCAUCAGUGCCGAGCACAGGUGCAAGCACGGAAAGACUGAUGCGGAGGUCAGUUCCAGCUCCUCGAGGAGGGCGGCUUCUUGGCGACGGCAUCAACCGUGCACUCAGUAGGUCUGUGGUUUGGAAUGGCAACAACUCCCACGCAGUUCUUCAGCAAAAGGCACGCCCCAAGUCGCCAAGGGAUCCUCCUGGUCCUCCAGCUCAUGUGCAGUCAACGCAGAUUCGUGGGCCCCCGCGGCCGCCAUCCAGCAGGAGGCCGCACACAGCCAAAGCACGGCUGGAUGCGCAGUGGCAGGCAUCCGAGGACCUCAAGAAGUCGGCAUCCGGGCACUGCCUCCACUGUGGUAGGAACGAUCAGGGCCAGAUGUCGGCUGAGUACCUUUGCGACAACAUGUCCCACCAUUGGGGAGUCAUCGCUUGACGAAGACAGGAGGAGGCCCGGGGAGCUUCUCGGUGGCCCUUGAGGUCGUGAGUUGUUGCUCGCUGCCGACUCCCGAGAAGACUCAGCUGCAAUGGCCGAUGGCCGGCCGGAGAUGCGUUCUGAAGCAACUCGGUUUGUGCAAAUGCACCCACGGGUUGCGGGACCGGGCCUGGCCGGAGCUUUUGUGCAAUAUAGAGAAUUGAGUGGCAACAUGCCGGCACUCGCAA